Kuraishia capsulata CBS 1993 is the source of this 1779-nucleotide messenger RNA. RefSeq lists its product as uncharacterized. The coding region runs from base 1 to 1779 and encodes 592 amino acids. Lineage: Eukaryota; Fungi; Ascomycota; Pichiomycetes; Pichiales; Pichiaceae. Gene Ontology annotation, molecular function: iron ion binding; oxidoreductase activity, acting on paired donors, with incorporation or reduction of molecular oxygen; monooxygenase activity. The record is from RefSeq and is a predicted model, not a curated record. The transcript has a single exon.
AUGUCUUUUCACUCACAGGUAAUGACUAACUUUGUGGUAGUCCACGAGUCCAUAGACAAGACAAUACUGUCCAUUGUCGGGCUGCUUUUGGUCAGUCUGAUGUUUUGGAUUGCUCUAGACCUCCUUGGAAUUACCUCACCAGCUCAUAUCAAAGGUCUGCCUCUGGUUCCCUCUUAUCCUAUUCUGGGGAGCCUGCCUCUUGUGAAACGAAACUCCUUUCUGAAGUACUGCGAAUGGGCCUCUAAAUACGGCGAGGUCUUCCAGAUGAGACUAGGGACAAAGAUAGUUAUAGUUGCCAAUUCUUUCCAGUCAAUCCAAGAGCUCUGGGUCAAAAAUGGCAGAGCAAACAACUCAAGACCGCAAUCUUACUCGUUCCACGAGCUGUUGUCUCAGUCCAAGGUCUACACAGUUGGGACCACGCCAUUCUCAGAAACGUACCUGAGGAAGAAGAAGUUUCUGUCAUACUCUUUGAAUAAGAAGUCGAUUGACCAGAGGAGUGAUGUGAUUGAUAUCGAGACGAGCAAUACGAUCUUUCCUCUUUUCGAGCAGUCUCUCGAGACUGGCACAAACGACUUUGAAGUUCUGCGAAUCUCCCAAUACUUCACUUUGAGAACUGCUUUAAUCUUCACUUAUGGAUACUUCAUGGAUACCAGACUGGAAGGGAGAAAACUCGCUGACGAGAUCAUUGAUGUGGAGAACGCCAUCACCGGAGUCAGAGCUCACACUUCCAAUUGGCAAGACUAUCUUCCUAUCUUGAGAUGGCUGUCGCCACGGAGAAGCAAGGAAGUGAGUGAGUUGCGAGAGAGAAGAAGCAGAUACUUGCAGAAGUUCUAUGAGUAUACAAGACAGAAACUAGUUGACGUUUCUAUUCACGAACGUGCGGCUGUCCAAGACUGUCUUGUUGCGAGGGUGUUGGGAUCUAACAAAGGUGGCCCAGCAAGCAAUAACUUGGAUCUGGACGAGAUCACCAGUGUGUGCUUGACAAUGCUGAGCGCCGGUCUUGAUAACACUGGUUUCAACUUUGCUUACUGUAUUGGACAGCUCUCACACGACAAGAACAUACAGAUCACAGGACUUCAACAGAUCAAAAAGUGCUAUGGCGACAACCUACAGAUGGCAUGGAAUAAUUGUGCCUAUGAUAUGAAAUGUGACUACAUAAAGGCCAUUGUCAAGGAGACCUUGCGCCAGUAUACAGUCUUGCCGGUCUCCCUUCCUAGAGAAACUACGAAGGACAUAUCAUACAGAGGCACUAUCAUCCCAGCGGGAACAACAAUGUUUAUGAAUUCUUGGGCCGGAAACCAUGAUCCGAAGGUGUUCAAACGCACACACGAGUUCAUACCCGAGAGGUUUUUGAAUGAGGACCUACAACUACUAGAAAGUUGCGAGGGUCUCACUCAUUUCUCCUUCGGUGCAGGAACAAGGAUGUGCACGGGGAGUUAUCUAGCCUUCAGGGAAAUGUAUACCUUGUUAUGCAAGUUUAUUAUCGCAUUCGAGAUCACACUCCCUGAAGAUCCCGAAAUGGUAAUGGAAAGGGACCCGGUAAAGCUGAACAGAUCUCCGGAGGCUAUCGCGUUCGAGCCGAGACCAUUCAAAGUGGGUCUUCGAAUUAGAGAUCAGAAUCUUGUCCUUAAACUACUGGAUCAAUACACGUCUGAAAAAAGGUUUUUGAACAGAAGAUUCACGGUUGCACAAAAAUUUGAAAGCGAAAAGACACCUGAACAGAAGGCCUUGGACACCCGAAUUCAAAAGAAAUGGGAUGCCUAUCUUCACUUCUCAUGA